UAUAACAUCAUCAUUGCAAUUUGCAAAUAAAGUGUUAAUUAGACUCUUUAUUAAAAAAAAUUAUAAAUGCAUUCAUUGGAUUUAGUAAUUAUGUGGAAAGUGGACUCUCCACUAUAGCCAUUUGCCCAGCUGUAUCCUACUCUGAAUUAAUUACUAAAAUUUCCAGAGUUUUUAUUUAUUUAUUUACUACAUAAAUUAUACCUGCAAUUUCUUCAAAAUCAACCCAUUCCCGGUCUCCUUGUUCAUCAUCACUUCUCUUCCGGCAUAUUCUUUGAAUCUUUUUCUCUGUUUUUUCUUUCUGUUACCAAUUUGUUUUCCAAUUUUCGUUCGGUUGUUUUUUUUUCUCGGACAAUUGUAUAAUUCGAUAGAACUAUAUGACAAUUGAGUUGUUGCCUGAACAAUGGAGCCGGCGGCAAGUGUAAUCGGAGGAAUUCAGGAUUGGAAUUUCAACCCAAUAUCGAAUUCAAUUUGCUUUAUCGUCUCUCGUGAUAUUUGUAAUUUCUAUGGCUGUCCGGAUCGAUUUGUAUCGGCCGUUGAUUCAUUCUCUGCUGCCUGCGAAGCGUUUUCCGACCUUCAUCCCGCUCUGUUUCUUUGACAAAUUCUCAUAGUUGAGCUAACCGAUUAGGAUUUUUUUUUCUUUUUUCUAAAUUUUUGUCAGGAAACAAAAUUGUGUUGUGUGUUAUUGUAGUUUUUUAUAUUCUAUUUUUUCUUAUUGGAGAUGAGUUCUAGGGCAGGGUGUUUUUAUACAGAUUCAAUGCCAAAAUUGAAGGGGGAACCCCCUUGUGAAAGUGAUCCCACUGUUGCAGAAGUGUCUCCCAAUAAACGAUACAUAAGGGUAAAUAUUCAUUUCAUUCUUUGUUGAAUUGGAAGUAAUUUCAGCUAUACUUGAGCUCUUAGCGUUUGUAUGUUUGACUUUGAAAUGUCUGUUUGGACAAAUCUGAUGAGAAUCCUAUCGUAAAUCGGUCUCUAAAAGAGCCUAAUUCGUGCUAUAAUUUAGUUUUUAUGAUGAUGAUGAUGUCAAAAUAUUGAUCUUUGUUGGAUUGAUGGAUGGAUGGUUCUGUCUUAGCAAAGUCAUGUACUAUGUGAUUCAGUGAACUAACUGACUGCUCGACUUCAGGUGGUCAAACUGGUUACUAUCUGGUUAUGAUGACAUUAAUGGUUAACCUCUGGUUUUGACUGUUGUACAGUUUGGAAACUUUAGGGUGGCAUGUUUUUCUUUCCUCUUUGUAAUUUUUUGGAGCUCCUUAGUUAUGUGUUAUUCUAUUACCUAUCGGAUUAUAAGAGAUGCCAUCUUCAUUUUUUUCCAUUGUUUCUCUUCUUCAGUUUAAUGAAAUCUUGGGGAGAGGAGCAUUCAAGAUAGUGUAUGGUUCCUCCUUCCUAGACCUAUCUGUGGCUUUUUUUCCAAAAUUAAAGUUGUAGUUCCUCUCACGCAUUGUUUUGGUUUUCUUUUUCGAUUUUCUUUCCCCUUAUUGCAGCUUCUAUUCCCUUUGAAUUUAUUUUUUUAUUUUUUCGUUUUCUUUAGUUACAAGGGGUUUGAUGAAGUUGAUGGCAUUGAAGUUGCUUGGAAUCAAGUUAGCAUGGAUGAUGCAUUACAAUGUCCACAAAACCUUCAAAGAUUGUAUUCUGAAGUUCAUCUAUUGAGGACUUUGAAACAUGACAAUGUCAUGAAGUUAUAUGAUUCUUGGGUGGAUGAUGAGAAUAAAACAAUAAACAUGAUCACCGAACUAUUUACCUCCGGGAGUUUGAGAAGGUUAGCAUUCCUUUUUUUCUUCUUUUCUAAGUUUCUCAUACACUAAUUUGUUUUAUUUUCGGGGUUUUUAACUUAUUGUCGGGUUGGAUGUUUUUGACUUAUUGUCAGGUGGGAUUUUUUCAUACACUACUCUAUUUGAUUUUCUCGUUUUUAACUUAUUGUUGGGUGGAAUUAGGUAUCGAAAAAAGCACAAAAAUGUAGACAUGAAGGCUAUAAAAAAUUGGGCAAGACAAAUCCUCCUCGGCUUAAACUAUCUACAUAGUCAAAAUCCACCAAUCAUACAUAGAGAUUUGAAGUGUGACAACAUCUUUGUGAAUGGAAAUCAUGGAGAAGUUAAAAUUGGAGAUUUAGGCCUAGCCACAGUGAUGCUUCAACCAACCGCCCGAAGUGUUAUAGGUACUCCAGAGUUCAUGGCUCCUGAGCUCUACGAUGAAGAGUACAAUGAACUUGUCGACAUAUAUUCUUUUGGCAUGUGUUUGCUGGAGCUAGUAACUUGUGAAUACCCGUAUAGUGAGUGCAAAAAUCAAGCUCAGAUCUACAAGAAAGUCACUUUAGGCAUAAAGCCAGCUGCACUUGGUAAAGUACAAGACAUCCAAGUGAAGGAGCUGAUAGAUAAGUGUUUGGCCUUGGCAUCCCAGAGGCCAAAUGCCGCAGAGCUUUUAAAAGAUUCUUUUCUCUCAUGUGAAACUCCAAAGGAUUGUCCCUCUGUCAACCAUAUGCAAUCAGCUAAUUCUACACCCAAGUUGAUGAACAACACCACAUAUGAUGGUGACUCUCGACCAAUGGAUGUAGAACCGACUCCUAAGGAUGGUUUGAGUGAUGCUAGUGAAGAAAGCAACUUUAGAACAUGUGUUUCACCCUUAGAAUUGCUUAAAUGUAAUGGGAGAAAUGAAUUUACUUUAAGAGGGGAAAAACGUGACGAUUGCUCAAUUUCACUGACACUGCGAAUUGCCGACUUUUAUGGACGAGUUAGGAAUAUUCACUUUCUGUUUUAUCUGUAUGCUGACACGGCAACGUCCAUAGCACGUGAAAUGGUUGAACAACUUGGUUUGCUAAGUGAAGAUGUGGUUAUCAUUGCUGAUUUGAUUGAUAGUCUUAUUUCGAGUAUUGUACCUAAGUGGGAACCCUCACUCGAAAGCUUGGACCAGGUAAACACUUUUGAGCAACUCUCUUCCAGCUGCACCAUGGAACACGAAUCUAAUAGCAUAACUAGGUGCGAACUUACUCAACAAGAUGUUUCAAAUGAAUUCAUUUCUGUUGAGAAAGUUGACUGUGAACAAGAAUUAUGUACACAUGAAGCAAGUUCUGUUUUAGGUGAUAGGGAAGAUAAAGAUUUCAGGGUGUUUGACUUUAGUGUUCUCCAAACCUGUAUGGAUCCAAAAAAGUAUGCCAUUGAUCUUUCUUAUGGUACCAUUAAAGAAUCUUUAACUAGCAAUUGCUCAAAGAAAUCUGGAUGUGAAUGUUUAAUGAAUUCAGUGUUGUCCUAUAUGGACAAUGGCCAUGGCGGCGAUGUAAUGAUGUCUUCUGCUAGUGGGAUAUGCUCUAGUUUUUCUUCUUCAGUAUGUUUGAAUGAAUUGGACAAAGAGAAAGAUGAAUGCACAGAAGAAGCAGAGUUGAAGCUCGAGCUCAAUGCAAUUGCGACACAAUAUGACCAGUGUUGCCAUGAACUCUUAAGGAUGAGAGAGGAAGCCCUGGAGAAUGCUAAAAAACGGUGGAGUGCAAGAAAGAGGAUGCAUGUUUGAGUGAGCUAUUGUUUCUUUUGUGAUUGUUAGUGUGUUUUUACCUAAUUUAAUUUUUUGUUGAGUGUUUGCUAUCCAAAUCAAUAUAUCUGGUAGCAAUCUUUUGUUGUAUAUAACUAAGAAUUAUUCUCUCAAUGUAAUUCAAAAUUGUUCCUUCUUUAUGAUAUAAUGUUUUAGUUUCUGUUGCACCAGCUAAUUGCAUUUCCAUGGUGGUUGGGAGUUGAGACAAUCCUCAUGAUGGCAGCCAAAACUCAGUGAUCUUAUUAUAGCCAUCCAUGGUGCUAAUUGAUUUAUUAAACGGCCAUCCACUUUUGUGUAAAAUUACAUCUCCAAAGCCAG
Oldenlandia corymbosa var. corymbosa is the source of this 3828-nucleotide messenger RNA. NCBI's taxonomy places the organism in Eukaryota, Viridiplantae, Streptophyta, Magnoliopsida, Gentianales, Rubiaceae. The record is from the annotation of a GenBank genome assembly.